UGCUGUUUGUUCUGACAUGAUUAUUAUGAUUAUGUCUCAUUUUACCUACACAUUUUGUACUUGGAAGUUGGAAAGAGGAGCUAGCUAGUUCAACUUCAGAGUUAGAAGACCGCAGAAACAGCGGCAGUUGAACUGACAGGCCUCUUGAUGGGCCUGGCCCGUGCCGCGUUAUGAUCAACCUGUAUAGAUUUGUGGCCAGGGUUGGGUCACUGUGCUCGAACAUCCAUGCGUACGCCGUCAACUUCUCCUUUUCGGCUCGAAACCUCAGGUUUGGCAGGAGUUUCUUGACUGCUUCGUUGGUGCAAGGCCGACCACGCAGUGGACAAUACUGUGCACGGUAUACAGCUGUCCUAUCGGCUGCUGCAUUGAUUCCCUCCACAGUUGCCUUCGGUGACAAUAGUAAAGCCGAGCGACUAUGGCUGUCCGCAUGUCAGGCAAUCCGGGACGACAACCCGCGCCUAUUGCGCCGGAUUCUCUCAGAGAUGAAGCAAGACGGUCUUGGUGUCGAUGAGCAACACCCGCUGGGAUGGACACUGCUGCACGUUGCUGCAGCAGAGCAAUCUACAAGUUGUGUUCAAGUGCUAAUCGAUGCUGGAGCUGAUGUGGACGCAGUGGACGAGUACUCCGGUUCCAUCGACAUGUCGGCGUACGCCAAGUAUGGUGUCCUGCGUGAAGACCAGCACGCGGCCAAGGAGCGUGCAGAGCACUUCUGUCGGCGUAUCGCGCCGCGGGUGGAUGCACGCGGACUGACUGCGCUGCACUAUGCCUUGAUCAUGGACAGCGAGCGAGUGGUCAGACUACUGCUGGAUGCUGGUGCUGACCCGAACUCCGCCUCGCGACAAGGUCAUCAGCCAAUACACUUGGCCGAGAGCAAAGGCGUGCAGUCAGCUAUUAUAGAAGCACAAGGCAUGUAUGGAAAGCGCCGACAAGCCAGGGAGAAAGAGCGCCGGCGGCUUCAUCCGCUGGAGGAAUUUCUUCAUGAGCGUCUUGUCGGCCAAGAUAAUGCCAUCAAUGUCGUUAGUGCCGCGGUGCGGCGAAAGCAAAGUGGCUGGCACGAUCUUGAUCAUCCUCUGGUCUUUUUGUUCCUUGGCUCAUCCGGCAUCGGAAAGACAGAGCUGGCAAAGCAAGUAUCACAAUACCUACACAAGGACAAGAAGGAUGCUUUCAUCCGCUUUGACAUGUCCGAGUACCAGCAGAAACAUGAAGUUGCGAAGUUCAUUGGAUCUCCUCCAGGCUAUGUUGGUUACGAUCAAGGCGGGCAGCUGACAUCGCGUCUGCAAAAGUUCCCGGAAGCUGUUGUUCUGUUUGAUGAGGUUGAGAAAGCCCAUCCCGAUGUAUUGACAGCACUUCUUCAGCUGUUUGAUGAGGGGCGCUUGACGGACGGGCAGGGCAAGACGAUUGACUGCAAGAAUGCCAUUUUCAUCAUGACCUCGAAUUUGGCAGCGGACGAGAUUCGCUCUCAUGGUGUUGAGCUGCGCAAGGAAGCUGCUGGCCAGGAGCAGUUACAACAAACCCGGCAGAAAGCGAGAGAAGUAAAAGAAAGCGUAUCGGUGUCUCGCGAAUUUCAGGACAAGGUCGUUCGUCCGAUUCUCAAGCGCUUCUUUGGCCGUGACGAGUUCUUGGGACGUAUCAACGAGACCGUCUACUUUCUACCGUUCAGCAACUCUGAGCUACUGCACCUGACAGAGAAGGAGUUGAAGACAUGGGCCAAGCGUGCUAACGAAAGGCACAAGAUCAGCUUGUCGUGGGACGAGAGCUUGCCUGCUGUGCUUGCAGACGGCUAUGAUUCUCACUAUGGGGCUAGGUCUCUCAAGUACGAGGUGGAGAGGCGUGUGGUCAACUUACUUGCUGCCGCCGACGAACUCAACAUGUUGAAGGAAGGUUGUUCAGUGCAUGUUGAGGUGCAGGACCACCGUCCUUCUGACCAACAGACAUCCCUUCUCCCCAGGUUUUCCAUCACGGGCUCUCCGUCCCCGCCAUCGUCGUCACCAAAGCAGGAGCCCGAGAGUUCGUUCCGCGGUAAACAGCUGAGACUGCGUAUUCGAGACGGCAGCGGAGUAUCCGACGGUGCUGAGCGCUACUUCAACGUAUAGCUAUCAUGGUUAUAGAGGCCUGGACUCAUCUAGGGUCCACCAGGCUCUUUAGAACUUACUUGAUCCUUGAAACCAUUGUGUUUUCGCAACCGUAGCCUAGCGCUGGGGAAACAUGGUCGGGUUCACGUGUUGUCUCUGCUCCCUCUCUCAGUGCAAUUACGUUGCUCUUUGACGAUUUAUCAUUGACCCUGGACAGUGAGGCGACUCAGCACAAUCUUGCGGGACUCGGUUUCUACCCGUGCCGGGUCGAAACGAUUUCUGCAUGUUGUGGACUUUGUGGUAACCCCGCGCACAGAACGUUCACACAAACGGUCACCGGUGCACCAGCAUCAGAUCAUCAACCAUCGCCGCCGUGAUACUGACUGAUCCCUGUGAUAAAAAAAAACCAGCUGACAGACAGUGACAUUGACAGUCACACACAGCAGACUGACAGGAUCGCUUGAAAUACAUGAUUGUGGUUGUGGUCAAACCCAUCAGUUCUGCAUCAGUUCUGCAUCAGUUCUGCUCAUGUGUAGAUCUACAGUUGAAGCAAGGUGCUGCACUCUCUGUACAGUGGACUCCAGUCCGGUCCAUCUCUCCGUGUCAGUGUACUACUAUACUAUACCAAGAAGAAAACCGUGUUUUCAUGUACUCUUGAAUACUGAUAGUACUGUGUGGGGCCCGCUCCAGCUGGCUCUCCGUGUUGUAGGGACCGCUCCAGCAGCAAGGGAAGUGUGAUGUCUCCGUGGCGCAAUCGGUUAGCGCGUUCGGCUGUUAACCGAAAGGUUGGUGGUUCAAGCCCACCCGGGGACGCUCGUUCUUUUUUUUUCUUUCUUUCUUUUCCAAUACCAGUACUUAGUACACAGGCCACGAUAUUUUCAGAAGCUGUUCUUGUUUUUGCAUGUUCACAGAUCUGUUUUGGCUUUUCUGGUCAGUUAUGUUUGCUCUUGUUCUUUCUGCAUUAUGACAUCCCUUCUUUCAGACCUGCUGAAUGCUUAUCAAUUAUCAUGCUCUCGUUCAUCUAGCUGUUGUACUAGCUGGCUAGUGCAAGACUACGUCCAUUAGCGCUCACGGUAGAUUAUUUUGAAUACACAGAAAGGGCUGGGCCCCUGGACGGCUGUUUUAU
This is a messenger RNA of Sycon ciliatum, 3198 nucleotides long. Its product is annotated as mitochondrial disaggregase-like. Bases 171 to 2093 code for a protein of 640 amino acids. The record is from RefSeq and is a predicted model, not a curated record. Gene Ontology annotation, molecular function: ATP hydrolysis activity; protein binding; ATP binding. NCBI's taxonomy places the organism in Eukaryota, Metazoa, Porifera, Calcarea, Leucosolenida, Sycettidae. The transcript is spliced from 16 exons. Gene Ontology annotation, biological process: cellular response to heat. Gene Ontology annotation, cellular component: mitochondrion; cytoplasm.